Molecule: messenger RNA, 639 nt
Organism: Amaranthus tricolor (Joseph's coat)
Lineage: Eukaryota; Viridiplantae; Streptophyta; Magnoliopsida; Caryophyllales; Amaranthaceae
Exons: 2
Coding region: 1-639 (212 amino acids)
Source: RefSeq, a predicted model, not a curated record
AUGUUAGAGACACAGUUAGCUCAGGUGGCACAACAAGUCAAUACUCGUGCCCGAAAUCAGUUCCCAAGCCAACAGGAACCCAAAGGAAAGGAACCCGACUAUGCUAUUCCUGAUAAUGUGGUGAAUGAUAAUGUUGUUGUUGAUGAUACUGUUGUGAAUGAUAAUGAUGCCACCGAUACUGUGACCAAUGAGAAACAUGAUAAAUCAAAGUCUAAGACGACUGAUAUUCUACUUAAGCACGUGCCUUUUCCUCAUAAAUUGGCGCGAGUUAAGUUAGAAAACAAGUAUGGGGAAUUUCUGAAUUUGUUGAGAAAUGUGUCCAUUGAACUCCCGUUCUUGGAUGCAAUGUCUGAGAUACUUGUUUUUUCCAAAUUUCUUAAGACUCUAUGUUCUAAUGGGAAAAAUCUAUAUGAGAUUAUUCAAGUCUCUAAGGAGGUGAAUGUUUAUGCUUUCAUGAUUGGAAACCUACCUCCUAAGCUAGCUGACCCCGGUAGUUUUAGUAUUCCCGUUAUUGUUGGGAAUAUAGCUGUGGAUCGAGCUUUAUGUGACCUAGGUGCUAGUGUUAGAAUAAUUCCUUAUUUAAUGUAUAAAAGACUCUGUAAUGUGAAUGAACUGACCCCUACUAAGAUGACACUAUAG